Messenger RNA from Ilex paraguariensis (yerba mate), 7226 nucleotides. NCBI's taxonomy places the organism in Eukaryota, Viridiplantae, Streptophyta, Magnoliopsida, Aquifoliales, Aquifoliaceae. The record is from the annotation of a GenBank genome assembly.
AUGCAAAGGUAUCAUGCUGCCAGCUGCACUAGUGCAGUUAACAACAGUGCUCUUGGUGGGUCAUCACUUAGGGAUACAUCCCGAUCUGACUCCUCUCCACUUCCAGCAAACUUCUCUUUGAAUCCCAGGCGGUCAUCACAGCUGAUACCAUACAAGUUACGUUGCGAUAAAGAUCCCUUGAAUUCUAGACUUGGACCUCCUGACUUUCUCCCUCCUACGCUAAAUUGUCCUGAGGAGACUCUCACCAGGGAAUAUGUGCAAUCUGGAUACAGGGAGACUGUUGAGGGACUUGAGGAAGCUAGGGAGAUCUCACUAUCACAGGUUCAAACUUUUACGAAGCCUAUUAUCCUAAAUUGCAAAGAGGCAAUCCGAAAAUGUCACAGGGCAAUCAACGAAUCUCGUGCCCAAAAGCGUAAGGCGGGUCAAGUUUAUGGAGUGCCUCUUUCUGGUACGUUAUUGACCAAGUCCGGCAUCUACCCUGAACAAAGGCCGUGUGUAGAAGACUUCCGGAAGAAAUGGAUUGAGGGUUUAUCACAGCACCAUAAACGUUUGCGUUCUUUGGCCGAUCAUGUUCCUCAUGGUUAUAGAAGGACGUCACUUUUUGAAGUUCUUAUUAGAAAUAAUGUUCCGCUACUGAGAGCCACUUGGUUUAUCAAAGUAACUUACCUCAAUCAGGUUCGGCCUGGAUCAUCCAGUGUAUCUUCUGGAGCUUCCGAUAAGACACACUUUACUCGUUCAGAGCAGUGGACAAAAGAUAUUAUCUAUUACUUGCAGUAUCUCCUGGAUGAAUUUAUUUCGCGAAAUAACUCCCAUUCUAAUGUACACAUUAGAGAUCGCUCACCACAAUUGGCCUAUGUUGGGUCUACACAGAACAAGAGUGAUCCAGCAGCAGCACUUGUCGAUGGUGAGGAGCCAUCCCUACAUUUUAAGUGGUGGUAUGUGGUGCGGAUUUUACAAUGGCACCAUGCAGAAGGGCUAGUUCUUCCUUCUGUCCUCAUAGAUUGGGUUCUUAACCAACUGCAGGAAAAAGAAUUGCUUGCGAUUUUCCAGUUGCUAUUACCAGUUAUUUAUGCUGUCAUCGAAACUGUUGUCUUAUCUCAGACCUAUGUAUGCUCUCUUGUAAGAAUAGCUGUUCGCUUCAUCCAAGAACCUUCUCCUGGUGGUUCUGAUCUCGUGGACAAUUCCCGGAGGGCAUACACCACCUCUGCUCUGGUUGAGAUGCUUCGGUAUUUGAUACAGGCGGUGCCUGAUGCUUUUGUUGGUUUGGAUUGCUUUCCUUUGCCAUCUUGUGUGGUAUCUCACGAGGUAAAUGAUGGGAAUCUCUCAUCAAAGGUAGCUGAGGAUGCUGUAAAGGUGAAAAAUGGUCAAGUAGAAGUUGGUUGUGUGCCUCGAUAUGAGGGGAUUCGAGUUCAAAGUCAGUCUGUGUCCCUUGGUCAUGUUUUUUCAUCAGUCCAGAAACGUGCUGAUAACCUUGCCAGGGCUGCCAAACCUGGCCAUCCAGGUCGCAAUAUGGCUAAAGCUGUACAGGCAUUGGAUAAGGCUCUUGUACAGGGUGAUGUGAGAAUGGCAUACAAAUUCCUCUUUGAAGAUCUAUGUGAUGGUAAUGUUGAUGAAAGUUGGACAGCAGAAGUCAGCCCACCCUUGUAUUCAUCACUCAAGUGGAUUGGUACCAUGAGCUUGUCAUUUGUUUGCUCUAUAUUUUUCAUCUGUGAAUGGGCAACAUGUGAUUUCAGGAAUUUCCGGACAGUCCAACCUCAUGGACUGAAGUUCACCGGCAGAAAAGACUUUUCUCAGGUAUACGUUGCCGUAAGGCUUUUAAAGCUGAAGAUGAGAGACAUGCAAAGUUCACUCCAACGCAAGAAUGACAGCCCCUCUGUAGUCACUAGCCUUCCAAACGGUCCUUUUCAUCUGAAUAACUAUUCUGGAAGGACAUCAGCUGGAAUUGUGCAUGACCUUAAAAAUCGUUCUAAGGAUGGAAAAAGUAAAGAUUUAUUAGAUCUUUUUCAAAGCCCAGGUCCUUUACAUGAUAUCAUUGUCUGUUGGUUGGAUCAACAUGAAGUGCAAAGUGGAGAAGGUUUCAAACGUCUUCAACUCCUCAUAAUAGAGCUGAUACGAUCUGGCAUUUUUUACCCUCAGGCAUAUGUGAGGCAGCUGAUUGUUGGUGGAUGUAUGGAUUGGAAUGGACCUCUGGUUGACUUAGACAGAAGGAAGAGACACCACAAGAUCUUGAAGCAACUGCCUGGUCCCUAUAUUUGUGAUGCUCUGGAAGAAGCACAAAUCAUUGAUUGGCCAGUACUUAAGGAUGCCAUGCAUAUUUACUCAAAGGAACGACACCUUGUACUUUGCCGGCUUCUUGAUCAUCAUAAAAUUCCAAAAAGUGCAAAAGCCUUGUCUUGGAAACGAAAACAUCAUUUAACCUAUGGAUGCGAUGGUGCUUCACCCCCCUCUCCCAAUCAGUGGAAAGCUUUUCUGCCAGGAUCCAGUUCAUUGUCCAGGAAAUAUGUCAACAGAGUUGCUGACCUUGAAGAACUAAAAGCUGCUAUUUCAGUGUUGUUGCAACUACCGGAUUUCUCUUCUAUAUCCACAGAUACAGGAGUUGAUGAGUCACUGGGGAGUGUUAAGAGGUCGAUUGAGUCAACUAGGAACAGGAUGGAUCUGGGAGAAGGAACACCUGGUUGUGAAGAAUGCAGAAAGGUGAAGAGACAAAAACUAAGUGAGGAUAGGAGUUCGUACCUGCAGGCACCUUCACCAAAUCCAUCAGAUGAUGAGGAAAUCUGGUGGUUGAGGAAGGGCCCUAAAUCCUUGGAGUCUUUUAAAGUGGAUCUACCUCUUAAGCCAGCCAAACAGGCCACUAGGGGUAGGCAGAAGGUUGUGCGUAAAACUCAAAGUCUUGCUCAGUUAGCGGCUGCUAGGAUUGAAGGUAGCCAGGGUGCAUCAACAAGCCACGUCUGUGACAGUAGGAUAAGCUGUCCGCAUCACAGAACUGGUGUUGAAGGAGAUGCUUCUAAAUCAAUGGAUGGAAUAAGAGUCCGUUGCGGAGAUAUUGUUUCAAUUGGAAAAGUUCUAAAGCAGUUUAGAUCUGUAGAGAAGAGGACCAUCGCAGUAUGGUUGAUAGCUGUUGUGAGCCAGCUUGUUGAAGAGACUGAAAAGACUGCUGCCAGAGUAGGCCAGUACAGUAGGCCUUUGCCUACUUCCGAUGAGCGGUGCACUGUACGAUGGAAGCUUGGAGAAGAGGAGUUAUCAGCCAUUCUAUAUCUGAUGGAUAUUUCUAAUGAAUUGGUUUCGGCUGCGAAAUUUCUCCUUUGGUUGUUGCCAAAGGUUCUUAAUAGCAAUUCUACAAUCCAUGGCGGGAGAAACAUUUCAAUGCUGCCUAGGAAUGUGGAAAACCAUGUGGGUGAAGUAGGAGAAGCAUUCCUUUUGUCAUCCAUCCGGAGGUAUGAAAAUAUACUUGUUGCAUCUGAUCUUAUUCCUGAGACCUUGUCGGCCUCAAUGCGUCGUGUUGCAACAGUUAUAGCCUCUAACGGAAGGGUUUCUGGUUCAGCAGCAUUAGGUUAUGCUCGCCAUUUGUUGAAGAAAUAUGGCAAUGUGGCUACUGUUGUUGAAUGGGAAAAGAACUUUAAGGCAAAAUGUGAUAAAAGACUUGUAUCCGAACUUGAAUCUGCAAGAUCAUUGGGCGGAGAGUAUGUUGUUCCACUUGGAGUGCCAGCAGGAGUCGAAGAUCCCGAUGAUUUUUUCCGUCAGAAGAUAAGUGGUGUUCGAGUAUCUAGAGUCGGUUUAAGCAUGAGAGAUCUAGUGCAAAGACAGGUUGAUGAAGCAAUUCACUAUCCUUAUGGCAAAGAGAGGAAGCUUUUUUCGGCUGGUGCAAUAAAAAGUCCUGCCUUGGAAAAAGGGGAUGGUGGGUAUCAGAUAGCUCAACAAAUAGUAAUGGGACUAAUGGACUGCAUUAGACAGACUGGUGGAGCCGCUCAAGAAGGAGAUCCUACUUUGGUGUCUGCUGCUAUUUCUGCAAUUGUUAGUAGCGUUGGGCAGGUUAUUGGCAAAAUGCCUGAUUUAACAGCAAGUGGCAAUCAUUUGAAUCUUCCAUCCACCACUGGUUCACUGAAUUCUGCUCGGCAUUUUUUACGCAUACAUAUAACUUGCCUAUGUCUGCUUAAGGAAGCACUUGGAGAGCGUCAAAGCCGUGUCUUUGAUAUAGCUCUUGCUACUGAAGCCUCUUCUGCCCUUGCCCAAGUUUUUACUCCUGGAAAGGCUCCUCGUAGUCAGUUUCUACCCUCUCCUGAAGCCCAUGAUUCCAAUGCAAACUUAUCCAAUGAAAUUUUAAACAAUUCUACAAAAGCAGUUCUUGGAAGAGCUUCAAAAGCUAUGGCUGCUAUUUCUGCCCUCGUUGUUGGGGCAAUUCUUCAUGGAGUUGCUAGCCUUGAGAGAAUGGUAACUGUUUUCAGAUUAAAGGAAGGAUUGGAUGUGAUUCAGUUUGUAAGGAGUCUGAGAUCCAAUUCAAAUGGGAAUGCGCGAUCCAUUGGGGCUUUUAAGGCUGAUAACUUGGUUGAAAUUUCAGUGCACUGGUUUCGGGUGCUUGUUGGGAAUUGCAGAACAGUAUCUGAUGGAUUCAUUGUGGAUCUUCUGGGUGAACCAUCUAUUGUAGCUCUCUCGAGAAUGCAGCGAACGCUUCCUCUCAACUUGGUCUUUCCUCCUGCCUAUUCUAUAUUUGCGUAUGUGAUAUGGAGGCCUUUCCUUCUUAGUGGUAGUAUUUUAACCCGCGAGGACAUCGUUCAAUUGUAUCAAUCCUUAGCACUUGCCAUAGGUGAUGCCAUAAAGCACUUGCCUUUUCGUGACGUGUGUCUUAGAGACACUAAUGGCCUUUAUGAUCUCGUAGCUGCUGAUGCCACUGACUCCGAGUAUGCGGCCAUUCUAGAAUCGAACGGUUCAGAUAUGCAUUUCAAAUCUCUGGCAUUUGUGCCUACCCGUGCAAGACUUUUUCUGAAUGCAAUAGUUGAGUGUAGCAUGCCGCAGCCAGUUGUUACACAGGAUGAUGGGAGUCGGAUUUCUGGGCAUGGUGAGUCAAAAGUCCAGUGUGGAGAAAGUGAGAGAAAGCUAGUGGAUAAGCUUGUACAUGUUUUAGAUACAUUGCAACCUGCCAAAUUUCAUUGGCAGUGGGUUGAGCUCAGGCUUCUUCUAAAUGAGCAAGCUCUGGUUGAGAAACUGGAUACUCGUGAUACCUCCUUAGUGGAGGCUAUACGCUCUCUCUCACCAGAUCCUGAUAAAUCUGCUGCUUCUGAGAAUGAGAACAACUUCAUUGAAAUCAUCCUCACAAGGUUACUGGUCAGGCCUGAUGCUGCUCCUCUUUUCUCAGAAGUGGUACAUCUUUUUGGGAGAUCACUCGAGGAUUCAAUGCUGCUGCAAGCUAAAUGGUUCUUGGGAGGCCACGAUGUUCUUUUUGGACGGAAGUCUAUUAGGCAACGGCUUAUUAAUAUUGCUGAGAGUAGAGGUCUGUCAACUAAGGCACAGUUUUGGAAACCAUGGGGCUGGUGUUCUGAUCCUGCUGCAAACAACGGAGACAAACGGAAGUCUGAAGUCAUCCCUCUUGAAGAAGGAGAGGUAGUUGAUGAAGUAACUGACUUAAAACGCCAUGCAAGAGACAUUGAAGGCUUCAUUGUCAGUCAGCAGCGUGUAACCGAGAGAGCUCUUGUUGAAUUGGUUCUCCCUUGCAUUGAUCAAAGCUCCGAUGACUCACGCAAUACUUUUGCAAGCGAUUUGAUUAAACAACUGAAUAAUAUAGAGCAACAAAUAAAUGCAGUUACCCGAGGAGCAAGUAAGCAGUCAGGAACAGUGACUUCUGGUAUUGAAGGUCCUGCUAAUAAAGCCAAUAGUCGCAAGGGUAUGAGAGGCAGCAGUCCUGGAUUAGCCAGGCGACCAACAGUGCCAGCUGAUACUGCGGCAUUGCGAGCUUCCAUGUCAUUGCGAUUGCAAUUCCUCCUUAGAUUGUUCUCUACUAUUUGGGCUGAUAGGGAGCCUUCUGCCCGUAAUAUGAGGCAUAUAUUUGCGUCCGUGGUACUUCGUCUCCUAGGAAGUAGGGUUGUGCGUGAAGAUGCAGACCACUCUAAUUUGAUGCCCAGUUCUUCGCCAAAGAGGGAGCUGGAGUCGCUGGUGGAGACUUCUGCCUCUGCUGCUGUAGGUUUUUCUGGUGAAACUCUCUUUGAAUGUUUAUUGUUGGUUCUAUAUGGGUUGUUGAGCAGCAGCCAGCCAAGUUGGCUGAAGUCGCAUUCCGAUUCCAAGUCAACAACUGAAUGUAGCAAGGAUUUUGCUGUGUUUGAUCAUGAGGUGGCAGAGAAUUUGCAGAAUGAAUUGGAUCGCAUGCAAUUGCCUGAUACGGUUCGGUGGCGAAUUCAAACUGCAAUGCCAAUUCUUUUUCCAUCGGUCCGGUGGUCAAUCUCUUGCCAACCUCCAUCUGUCUCGCCUGCUGCCCUUGCUUCUCUACAACACAACAUCCCGGUAUCUGGGCAACCAUCUGGAAAUUCGAACAUUCUGCCAAGGAAUCCAGCUUCUUUGGUGCGAACUGCCACUAGCAUAGCGGGGAAGACCAAGGCGGUGCCAUUGCAACCUGACCUUGAUAUUGAUAUUGACCCUUGGACCCUAUUGGAGGAUGGAGCAGGGUCAGGACCAUCUUCAAGUAAUGUUGCUGUUGUCGGUGCUGGUGACCCUGCUAACCUGAAAGCAUCGAGCUGGCUUAAGGGGGCUGUACGGGUGAGACGGACAGACCUCACAUACAUAGGUGCUGUGGAUGAUGACAGCUGAUCUUAUUAACUUCAUUCGUGAUUUUGUCGGAAUGAGCAACCCCUCAGAAGGUACAUUUAUCAUUCUCCCUCUCCCUGCGUCGGCUAUAAAUUACCUUUUGUUGUUGGGUGGCACCUCCUUUGAAGGGGUGUUCGGGGGUUGUGAAAGAAGGUGAUGUUCUCCCGAUGCUCGUCCGACCGGGUCUCAGACCCUGCUUGACUACUAACCCUUUCAUGAAUCCCCUCUCUCUGGACUCUCUGCACUUUGGCGCAGUUCAGAGAUUUGUUGUAUAUAUAGGGAGAAUGCUUUUAGCUUUCAUUGAGCUGACUAGUGAAUACAUCAAGGUUGAUAUCUAGUUGUUUCAUUCUCAUCAAAUAUCUUGUUACAUCUUUUGUAGAUGAACCAAGUAAAACACCUCAAGAAUGAUCUGUAUUUUCACUUCAAUAUAUCAUUGC